Molecule: messenger RNA, 1887 nt
Organism: Hippocampus comes (tiger tail seahorse)
Lineage: Eukaryota; Metazoa; Chordata; Actinopteri; Syngnathiformes; Syngnathidae
Gene: rasef2
Product: RAS and EF-hand domain containing 2
Exons: 17
Coding region: 65-1570 (501 amino acids)
Molecular function (GO): GTPase activity; GTP binding
Source: RefSeq, a predicted model, not a curated record
GGCGGCGGCGGACUUCGCAGCCCGCUUCGAUACCGAACGCGUUCUUUCCCCAAGAGCGGGAGACAUGAGCGGCGGCCGGCUGGUCCAACUCGAGGACGACAUGCAGAAGCAACUUGCGGGCACGGAGCAAAGGGCCAGGGAGGAGGAGCGCAAAAAAAUGGAAGAAGUCCUGUGGAACCUGCAGCGGAAACACGAAGACCAGAUUGCGGACCUGCAGGCCACCGUGGACCGACUCCUGCAGAGUCAAGCCGAGUCUCGGUCGGCCCGAUCCAAGGAGGAGCAGCUUGACGUCGGCCGACACGUGGGCCAACUUUCGCAGGAGAACGAGCAGCUGCGCUCGUCUCUGCUGGAGGCCCAAAGCGACGUGGGCGCGCUGCGCUCCGAGCUGGACAAGCUGAAGGACAUGUACGCCGACGAGCGGGCUCAGCGCGAACGAGAAACCAACCAGCUGAAGAAGAUGGUGAUCGAGUACGAGUCUUACUCCAGUCAAGUCCAGAUUCUACAGGACUUGAACAAGCAGCUGUGCGACAGCAACGACGGCUUGCGCUCGGCGUUGGCAUCGGAAGUCAAGCGCAAGGUCCCUGCCAAGAACGAAGCGCCCGCUCGCAGAAUGAAGCCCGUCAGGCAGAGCACCCUCAAGCACCACAGCUCGAGCAUGUCCGACGUGUCCCUGUGGGCCGACAAAUACCUGGACAGCGGCGUCUCGCUGCCCCCGGACGCCAGCGAGAGCUCGGUCAGCGACCUGGACACCGAUAUGGACUUGGACACGGACGACGGCCGAGGCUCCACCGAGACCGUCCACCGCAGCUACUCUUGCGCCCACUCCGACGGCGAGUUGCUGGACACCAAGUCUGAGGCGGGGCUGUCCUUGGCGCAGAGCUUGGGAAGUUCCAACGCGUCAUCCAUGCGAAAGCAGUUGUCUGCCUUUGCCAAAGAGACGGCGGAGCCGGAGGCGGCCCACGCGGACGACGCCGUGCCCAUGUACCGCCUGGUCCUGGCCGGAGACGCCGGUGCGGGCAAGUCCAGCUUCCUGCUGCGGCUGGCGCUCAACCAGUUCAAAGCCGACAUCCAGACCACGUUGGGGGUGGAUUUCCAGAUCAAGAAGAUGCUCGUGGACGGCCAGAAGACCAACCUGCAGAUCUGGGACACGGCCGGACAGGAAAGGUUCCGCAGUAUCGCCCGCUCUUAUUUCCGCAAAGCUCACGGCGUUCUGCUCUUGUACGACGUGACUUCGGAGAGCAGCUUCCUUAACAUCCGAGACUGGCUGGAUCAGAUCCAGGACGCCACCGAGGACACGGUUCCCGUUUGCAUCAUCGGCAACAAGGUGGACAUGAGAGGCCAGACGCCCGCCAGACGCUGCGUCAGCACUUUGCACGGAGAGAAGUUGGCCACGGCAUACGGCGCGUUGUUCUGCGAAACCAGCGCCAAAGAAGGGACCAACGUGGUGGAGGCGGUGCUCCAUCUGGCCAGAGAAGUGAAGAAGAAGGUGAAAGUGAAACACAAAACGUCUCCGGUGGACCUUUUGGCCACAAAUGCCAAGAAGACUUUUGGCACAUGCUGCCGCCUGUAGAUGCACUUUGGAAUCAAAACUUUUUUAUUUUCUCCAUGGCCUGGAAAGACCACCUGUACAAAUAUGCUGUAUAUUUUUGUAUUUAUUGGCUUGUAAGUACUUUUACCCAUUCCACAGUUUCACACGAAUCGCAUUUUACUGGUUUGCAAGCCCAACCUGCAUGUGAUUAGUUUUUGGGUUUUUUUUUUUUUUUUUUCUUCUCCCCCAUUUUAAAAUCUGAGGUGGAAUGAAACGAGGAGUAUUUUUGGAACUAUUUUAUCCGACCUCGGUGGAUGCGGUCGAGCAAUCUGAACACAUUCACUGGUCAUUGCACUUUU